AAGGUAUCGAAUAUAUAAACAAACUCAGUUUACAAGUUUUGUGGUUUUAGGGGCGGCAGGCGUAAACAAACUUUCAGUCAUUAUUUUUAAUUUAAUAUUGUAGUAAAAUCUGGCUAAAAUGGCCAACAGCAAAGAGAUGUGCCUAAGAGAAUGGGCGCCACUUACCGAAGUAAUGGAGCUUAUUCCAGCAGCACGGCGGGGUUUCUUUCCCUCAAACUUAAAUAUUACCUGUGUGGAUGCUAUUGAAGACUUCCUUGCUUUGGGUAGCGACGCGGGUAUAGUCUUCUGGUAUAAUCGUCGGUCCGGUGAAAUGCAGAAACUCAAAGCAGAGGUAUCUACACGUAUAACGUGCGUAAAGAUAGUAAAUUCAGUGGAAUACAUGGUGGCAGCUGGCAGUGCUAACGGUCAAGUUAGCGUUUUUCAAAUUCAAAAGGAGCUGCCACCGGACUUGGACUUGGUUGCACCUUGCACACGCAGCAAACCCAUUGAACGCUAUACGAUUCGGGAUCUGCACCGUUGUGUAGUCAGCUGCUGUGAGUGGUCCAAGAAUGGCAUGAAGUUGUAUUCGGGGGACCGACAAGGCGUUGUUGUCCUCACGGAAUUUGAUUAUCAGACGCAUCAAAGUAAAUCCUUGGAGAUACUCAGUGAAGCUUAUGAGAUUGUACAGCUUAGCGUUUAUCAGAGUUAUUUGUUGGUGGCCACACUUUAUCGCUGCAUCGUCUGUCGACGCGAUGUCCAGACCAAUAAGUGGCAAAUCACUCAAGUUGGCAAAAAGGAUCGCAAACAACUUAUCGACUGCGGUGGAGUAUUCCUAAAACCAUCGACAACGUCAACGACAACAGAUAACGUGCCACAAAUCAUUUGCGGACGACCAGGACUACGUUUUUGGGUAGCCGAUGCCCUUGGAAAUGUUGCCAAGACAAUUAUCUUUAACGAGGCGGUGUUAAAGAAUCCCGCCUGGGAGAUUCCAUUGCUGAAUCCUAAGCAACGCAGCCAUCUAUCAAAUGGCACUGAUGCAGCUGUUGCUAGCGGCAGCAACGAUGCCUUUGUGGCCAGUAGAAACUUUCGUGAAAUUAAUUUAUACGAUGGCCGGGAUGCGCUGCUAGUCACCCAUGACGAUGCCACAUUGUACAUACUUAAUCUGGAACGCUUGAGAGUUGAGGCCUCAGCUAGUGGCUUUCGUAAGAUUUUGGAUUUCUGUGUUUGCGGCAAGGAAAUAUUUGUGCUAGAAGGCGAGCGUUCGUUGCUUCGCUUAGCUCCAAUGCCGGAGCCUCCGAAUAAAACGGCGAAGGUUAUAUUCAAUCCAAUGAUGCCGCCACCGUUGCCAAUGAUGGGUGCUUCACCCUACUCUAAGCUGGAACUAGAAUCACCAGUGGAAAUGGAGCCAACGUUAAAUAGCGCUGAGGAGUGCUUUGAAUUGCCAGCCAUAGAAAAACUGGACUUGAAUGUACCUGUCGAGCUGGCCGUUGAGUCUCCAUUGACCCAGCAAAAUCGUCGCUUGGAAAUCUUUCAGCGGAUCGGUGAGAUGGACUUCGAUCAAUCCAUUUUGCACACCAGCGGCACAACGAGCCACAAGAAGCGUAAAGUUUCGGUGGGCAAACAAAAUGCAGUUGUCGGAGGAAUCGUGGAAAUCGGACAAGAGACACAUGAACGCAGAUUGCCUUUGACCAGUGCGGCAACUCUCAUGGAAGCCAGUUACUGCCAAAUGGAGAACAAUGGAUUGGUUUCUCCAAUGGAUAUGAAAGCCGCGUUCAUACAGCAUCUGCCGGAUGCGUUGACUCCAACCACGUUGCAGAAAACCAUUGCGGAAAAGGCCAAAACAUUGGCAGCCGAAUUGGAUUUACCAGAAGUGCAUUUGGCUCCAGUCAAUGAGGAGGAGCUACGCUCUAAGCUUACGCCACAGACAACUACAUCGUUGAUCAACUGUUAUCCCUCCAGGCUUGAGACGACCAGCGUGCAGACAACGCCACGCAAAAAAGCCGCAAUUGACGAUGCUGAAGAUUACAGUACUGGGCAGCCUGUGGAUGGCAUUUGUGCGAGCACCUCAAAGGCCUCGGUGGCUCCCUUAAAAUUUGUGAAAUCUCAACCAAAGUGCGACGAUCCAUCCAAACAGGAAUACACAAGUUUUCUGCCUGAUUUCCGUUGCGCUGGCGAUCCAUUCAAAAAGGAGGCGGCACCGCCAACAGCUGAUUCGAAUUCAUCUAGUGAAUGGGAAUUCCUGGAUAACUAAACCCAGACCAGUAUUUUAUGUUUAUUUAGUUCAGCAUAGAGUUGAAAGUUUAUAUUAACGCUUACAAGUUUUGCACGUUUAAUUGGUGGUAUUAUUUUUAAUUCGUUCUCUUUUAAUUGGUUUUAAACUAUAGUAUUUUUGAUUCUAUGUUGUGUGCUUCAAAUUGUGAUUAUCAUGUGUUAAUGUUGUUAAAUUAAAGCUUAUUGUACAAAAGA
Molecule: messenger RNA, 2445 nt
Organism: Drosophila sulfurigaster albostrigata
Lineage: Eukaryota; Metazoa; Arthropoda; Insecta; Diptera; Drosophilidae
Product: WD repeat-containing protein CG11141
Exons: 4
Coding region: 119-2230 (703 amino acids)
Molecular function (GO): protein binding
Source: RefSeq, a predicted model, not a curated record